This is a messenger RNA of Lasiosphaeria miniovina, 2958 nucleotides long. RefSeq names its product P-loop containing nucleoside triphosphate hydrolase protein. Gene Ontology annotation, molecular function: ATP binding; nucleic acid binding. The record is from RefSeq and is a predicted model, not a curated record. Lineage: Eukaryota; Fungi; Ascomycota; Sordariomycetes; Sordariales; Lasiosphaeriaceae. Gene Ontology annotation, cellular component: nucleus. The transcript has a single exon. Bases 165 to 2633 code for a protein of 822 amino acids.
GGCGGCCGCAGCGCUGUCGCGUCCCCUGAAGGAAACAUCGAGUUGAAGCCCGUGAUCUUUCUCCAGCAAGAUACCCCCGUACACCUUAGAGCUUUCGUCUAAGGUUCGGAAAUUCCGGGUUUCCAGAUUCGCCGCCUCGUAUUUGGCCUUACUCUUGUUUUGCGAUGCCUCCAUACGCCCGCUACAUCCCGCCUCCUAAGAGCAAGGAGCCAGAGCCAUCAACACUUGCGCAGCCAAAAAAAAUCGUAUUUGGCGAAGCGGACAUCUCCGCCCCGACUGCGACAAAUGGAACUCAGCAAAUAGACGACCAAGUGGCCGGCAGGAUAGAGGGGAACCAGGCAAAACGGGCAAACCCGAUCGCAGAUAUAUCGGAUCCAGUUGAGAGUCCUGCAAAACGGCGGAAGAAAAGCAGGGCCGAGAUUCUGGAGGAGGAGCCCCCAUUGAGCGAACCAAAACAAUUGGCCUCCAAGAAGCGCAAGAGCAAAGGCGAGAACCGGGAAACAGCGAACAUUCAACAAGACGUGUAUGAGGAGAAUGCUGCUGGCAGAAAGUCCGAAUCACCCGUGGACCGAGCCCUACAGCCUGACCAGGAGCCGAAGAAGGAGAAAAAGAAGGAUAAGAGGAAAAAGAAGUUGAAGGAGGGUGCCUCGGAGGCCGACGCGGCUGGAGCUGACGGCGAUGAUGUUCGUAAAAGACACAAGUCUGUCUUUGAAAAGAUCGGGAAGGCUCUCCAGGCGAGCAGCGCAGUCGAAGCAGGAGAGGGCGACUCGGACAAAGAGACGCUAGAACCCGAGGAGGUGCAUGGCCUCGAGCCGCUCCCACAACCCGCACCAGCGGUGUUCGAUGCAUCCAAGUUGAACUACGAGACGCUGCCUCCUUGGCUUGCUUCUCCUGUGCGUGUCACUGCCGACAUGCGGCGUCCGUUCUCAGAGUUGGGAAUUAGCCAGGAGUCGACCAAGGUUCUCGAGUCCAAAGGAUUCAAGGAUGCGUUUGCCGUGCAGACCACCGUGCUUCCUCUCUUAUUCCCAUCGGCGGACAGGCAAGGCGAUGUCGUUGUCGCUGCCCCAACCGGGUCCGGAAAGACAAUGGCAUAUGCGCUUCCAAUGAUCCGCGAUAUCAGCCAAGCCCAGACAACCAAGCUCAGGGGAAUCAUUGUGCUGCCCACCAGAGACCUCGUUCAGCAGGUACAGGCGGCUUGUGAUGUCUGUGUCCCUGCGUUCGCCAUAGGCAGGGGCAAGAGAGUCAAGGUCGGAACCGCAAUGGGCAACAGGGCGUUCAAAGAAGAACAAUCGACUAUUAUGGAGCAGGAACAGAGAUACGAUCCCCAGGGAUAUGAGAGGUAUCUCGUGAAGCAACGACAGUACGUCAGCCUAGAUGACUCGGACACGGAAGAAGACGACCUAGGCCUGGGCAGCUCCAAGCCGCUACCUUAUCAUGUCGUCACCCAUGCAUCCAAGGUUGAUAUCCUCAUUUGUACACCCGGAAGACUCGUGGAACACAUUAACAAGACAUCUGGUUUCACUCUCGAUUACGUCCGCUGGCUGGUUGUGGAUGAGGCAGAUAAGCUGCUCGCCCAGGACUUCCAGCAGUGGCUCAACACGGUGAUGGAGAAGCUGAGUGUCGAAAGGCCGGGUGCCCGAGACUUUCCAGGAUCGAACAAGAGUGGCGUCCGCAAGGUUAUCCUCAGCGCCACAAUGACGCGAGACCUAAGUCUACUAAACGGACUUAAGCUGUCAAGGCCCCGGUUGAUAGUACUCGAAGGCGCGAAGGCUGGCGAGCACACCCUCCCCAGCCUUCUCAGAGAGUCGGUCAUUAAGGUUCAUGAACUAAGUCUCAAACCGCUCUAUCUGGUCGACUUGCUCGACAGCGGAAGACUGGUUGCUUCCAGUCCCGACGCAGCCGCAGUCGCCAAACCUACGGAGUCGCAACAAGAUGCUGAAAGCGCGUCCUCUUCUGACGAGACUAGCGAUUCGGACUCCUCGUCUUCCUCUGAUGAAGACUCUGAUAGCUCGUCGUCUAUCUCUUCCUCUAGCGCUUCAUCUGAAGGCGGGGAUAAAGCCCGCUCCGCCAAGACGACGCGCACUCUACUAGCCAAGGGAAAGAACUCCAAUGCGUCUGUUCUCGUCUUCACAAAGUCCAACGAGGCUGCCCUGCGCCUGUCGCGCCUCCUAGCGAUCCUCGUACCAGAUCUCGGGCCCCUUAUUGGUACACUCACAUCGACGACAAAGACGUCGAAGCGCGCACAGACUCUGCGCGCAUUUUCCCAGGGAAAGCUCCAGAUUCUUGUCGCAUCAGAUCUCGUAUCGCGUGGUAUUGAUCUCUUGAAUCUCGACCACGUGGUCAACUAUGAUGUGCCCAUCAACGAGACAUCAUAUAUCCACCGUGUUGGCCGCACUGCUCGUGCCGGCCGGGCAGGACACGCCUGGACGUUCGUUGAGCACGCUGAGGCACGCUGGUUCUGGCGCGAAUUUGCCGGCGAAGGCAAAGAUGCUACAACAAGCAUUGUGCGGAGUGGGAAAAUUGAGCGUGUCAGAGUCAGCGGCAGCGACAAGGACGGUGGUAAGUUUAGCGAGGAGCGGAUCAAGCAUUACGAAGCUGCGCUGGAGCAGCUGCGGCAAGAGGCCGGGGAGUGAAAGAGGCCAUAACGUUGGAAUACAAAUGAACCCAAAAGGGAAAGAAAGAAAAGAAAGGAAAGGAAAGGAAGGGUUUUGUUGGCUAUACGAUUUAAUGUGAGCAUCCAACAGCACCGUGCCAUGUCCACUUCAACUCAGGUUCCGAGUACGUCAGGGAAUCAGAGCUUGACACAAUCUCCGGCCCGAGGCUUGAUAGUCAAGAAGCUCACAAAAUAGCCGGGAAUCUUACUAAACCAGGCUUGACUAUACGACUGACUAUCAUAAUGUGACCGAAAAUGACUAUGCUUCAAAGAGAAAGCUGCUGUGGAUAAAGAUGUAGACGGGA